Hyla sarda is the source of this 583-nucleotide messenger RNA. RefSeq lists its product as uncharacterized. The record is from RefSeq and is a predicted model, not a curated record. NCBI's taxonomy places the organism in Eukaryota, Metazoa, Chordata, Amphibia, Anura, Hylidae. The transcript has 2 exons. The coding region runs from base 165 to 521 and encodes 118 amino acids.
CUGAUGUCUACGAAGUUCAAAAACCUGUUUAUGAGCCACAAGUCGUUCACCGGAAUUGAAUCAAGUUAUGUCUCAAAGAAGAUCUACCAGUGCUCCCAGCACCGCCUCCUCCAGCUUUCAGACCUGCGAGAGAGUAUGUCCCGGGCGAGGAAAUCCACCCAUCUAUGGAUUUCCCCAUGUUUUCUCCAAAUCAGCCUGCAAUCUUCUGUGUCUUACCAACCCCGAGGCUGGUUCAACCCACAUUAGUCUCAACACCAGUCCCAGUCUUGUCACUGUUGGCUCCAGCCUAUACACCAGUCUCCACAGUGCCAACCCUGUCACCAGCCUCUCCAGCACAGCUGCCAUCGACUCUGAGUCCAGCCAGUCCUGAACUAAUACCAGCUCCUGAGUUUCCAGCUGCAGCUCCAGAAGUCCCAAGAGCUCCAGAAAUCUCAAGAGUUCCAGAUUCUCCAGAGGUGGUGUUGCGCAGAUCCCAAAGGUUGACGCAAGGACAACUACCAGCUAGGUGCAGUCGAGCCUAAAAGUGUGUCUGGAGUCAUAGGAGGCCUCAAGUCAAGUCUGCAGCCACAAGCUACAAGUCUAC